AAAGAUUCACUAUUUUUUUAAUUAAAUAUUUUUCAUCUGAUGGAAUUCAAGUAAAAUAACCACGCAAAUUGUAAUAUUGUCAAAAAUUGUUUCGACACCCAAAACAUUCAUUUUUUUCGUCACUAUCCGAAACCACAACCUUUACCCUUCACAACACUGUCAGUUGAGGCAGUUCCAGCUGUUCAAAAACAGUCGAAUUGGAGAAGGCAAAAAUAGCUUCAAACAGAUUUCCCCAUCAACAAUGAGCUUGAUUGACCAGGAAGUUACAGAGUUACGGGCCAAAUGUGAAAAGCAGGUGCCGCACACGAAGAUUAUAAUUUGCUCCAACUCCCUUAUCCGGGUUGACAUAUUCCCUGAGCGGCCCAAUCGCUCAAUGACCGUGUGCCUCCGCUUUCCGGAAAACUACCCAACAAGCACACCCAUCCUGGUUGAACUGAAAAGUCGUGUUUACUCCGACUUGCUGCUGACAGAGCUCACCCGGUUGAUCGAUGACUAUGCUAGGGAUUUUCUGGGGAAGCCACAGGCGCUAUUGGUUCUCACCUUUGCCCAACAGUAUUUAUCGGACAAUCCUCUCUGCGUUUGCCUGGACGAGAUCAAGCAGCUGCGGGCUGACAUCAAGGCAGGAGGCACGGAGAGCCAGCUGAAGUUGAAACAAAAGAACCGGAGCGUGGAGCUCGUGGCCAAGGGAGGCCCUUACAUCUACAGAGUGACCGCUGUCGUGCCGGACAGCUAUCCGAUGCAGAGUGUGGACCUGCGCGGCCAGGAGUCAAAUCUUCCGGCCGUGCUCGUACGCUACCUGAACGGCCAGUCGCGAGAGAUAGCGCGCCAGUGCGUGGAGCCCCCAAUCCGGAUGAGCAAGGAGGCCCUAGCCAAUUUUCGGCCAGUAAGAAGCCUGCAACGCUCGCUCAAGUUCUGCUUGGAAGCUGCGCGGGACUUCCACAUCGAGUUCUGCCCUAUUUGUGAUAGUACCGUGUUGCCAGAGGAUCCCCAGGACAUUGAAACGGAUGACAACUCGGACUUCUUUAUCGAGCGCGUCUACUGUGGCCACUUGUUUCACCAGGGCUGCCUUAAGAAGUACCUGUCGGAGCCGCCGUUUCCCAAGGGCGGGAAACUCUGCCCGGCCAAGCGUCGGCAUCCACGUUCCGAUGCUCAAACCUACAUGGGCCGGCCUCAGGCUGGGGGAGGAGCGAGCGUGUCUAGGUCUCCGGAGGAUGUUGUCUGCGGUAUUAAGCUGGCCCAUGAUCGCUGGGUGGUCAGCGUGAAAACCGCGGAAGCUCGCUGGGCACAGAAACAGGCGCGCCAGCGGGAACUGGAGGAAGUUGUGGACUUUCUGCAAUAACAAAGGGUUUAACCCAAGAACAGCUUACUGUGUGUGGUUAUGUAUUUUGUGAUUUCUAUUCGAAUACGCUUAUAUUACUAAAGAUGAAAUAAAUAAAGUGGAGAUGAAGUGCGACUAGGUUGGGUUUGGAAA
This is a messenger RNA of Drosophila ficusphila, 1471 nucleotides long. RefSeq lists its product as uncharacterized. Gene Ontology annotation, molecular function: protein binding. The transcript has a single exon. The record is from RefSeq and is a predicted model, not a curated record. The coding region runs from base 242 to 1339 and encodes 365 amino acids. NCBI's taxonomy places the organism in Eukaryota, Metazoa, Arthropoda, Insecta, Diptera, Drosophilidae.